AUGAAAUCAGGCCUCAACUGUGCACCACAAAUAGGCACACUUCAUCGCAUUGACGGCCCGCCGAAUCUCAACCACCAAGUUCCACUUUUCUCAUCAGAUUCUGACAAGAUUCAGGCACUCGGCAUGCCGAAGUUGGGCUCCAGACAACCCUCCUUGUUCAACUGCCAACCCGACAUUUCAGCGCCUGGCGGCUGUACCGACGCUGUACCCAAUCAGUCCUCACGCAUACACCGGUUGCCUAGGUUUUUAGUAGGACUCUUCACUGCACCGUCGCCCGCCACCCCGGCCGAUGUACAGUCGCCCGGGUCAACGCGGGUCCUUGCUAAGAAGAUGCAUUCAUCCCGACCGACAGUGGCGAUGAAGAACCCACCUCGCGCCUUGACGAGUCAGGCCGUCAGCAUGACCAUCGGCCCCGGUGAUAAACCGGGGACCACAGGGCCUGGAGGCACGCUUCGGGCCACCCUGGAACCCGGCUUCCAUCCGCACCAUGAGCUGCGCCAGGUGCAAGAGGAGGAAGAGGAAGAAGAGGCCGAGGGGCAGAACAGCGAGUCAGCGGGUCGGCUUGGCAAUCUCCCUGGCCAGACGACUCUGAGCAACAAUUGUGGCUGCCACCGUGACCAGGCGACCAGGUCCCGGCAGCCGAAUAACUCUAAUCUCGAAAUUGGUCAGUGCCAAAUUUAG
Protopolystoma xenopodis is the source of this 681-nucleotide messenger RNA. The record is from the annotation of a GenBank genome assembly. NCBI's taxonomy places the organism in Eukaryota, Metazoa, Platyhelminthes, Monogenea, Polystomatidea, Polystomatidae.